UAUUGUAGAUUAAUGGUAAUUUAUAGUUCGACCGAGUGGGACAGCGGAAGGAUAUCAGACUUGUUUCCUAUAAAGUCCGCAUCGCCGCUCUUUGUUCGUUAAACCUGACAGCAACCGGCAGAGAGUGAACCGAGCACCGGUGGGAACCAAUUGUUUUGUCAAAAUGCAGAUCUUUGUGAAAACCCUGACUGGCAAGACCAUCACUUUAGAGGUGGAGCCCAGUGACACCAUUGAAAAUGUCAAGGCCAAGAUCCAGGACAAGGAAGGCAUCCCUCCCGACCAGCAGAGGCUGAUCUUUGCUGGCAAGCAGCUGGAAGAUGGCCGCACCCUGUCUGACUACAACAUCCAGAAGGAAUCCACCCUCCAUCUUGUGCUCCGUCUGAGAGGAGGCAUGCAGAUCUUCGUGAAGACCCUGACUGGCAAGACCAUCACUUUGGAGGUGGAGCCCAGUGACAGCAUCGAGAACGUGAAGGCCAAGAUCCAGGAUAAAGAGGGCAUCCCUCCCGACCAGCAGAGGCUGAUCUUUGCUGGCAAGCAGCUGGAAGAUGGCCGCACCCUUUCCGACUACAACAUCCAGAAGGAGUCCACCCUCCACCUUGUCCUGCGUCUGAGGGGAGGCAUGCAGAUCUUCGUGAAGACCCUGACCGGCAAGACCAUCACUUUGGAGGUGGAGCCCAGUGACAGCAUCGAGAACGUGAAGGCCAAGAUCCAGGAUAAAGAGGGCAUCCCUCCCGACCAGCAGAGGCUGAUCUUUGCUGGCAAGCAGCUGGAAGAUGGCCGCACCCUGUCUGACUACAACAUCCAGAAGGAGUCCACCCUCCAUCUUGUGCUCCGUCUCCGUGGAGGAAAGUAAUGCAUCUCUGCUUUAAAGAUGUCUCCAUAGACCCACCCAUCUAUUCCAGUGUUUAAUUCGCUCCUCCUGCUCCAGCUGUCGGUCAUUUCAUUCUUUUUUUUUUUUUAAGUUUCAAUAAAGGUUAAGCAUUCCUGACUUUUGCUUUGACUUUUCAUUUUGACUGCUUUAGCUGACAGUUAAUGUUAAAUGUGUUUUUGGGGUUUCAGAACUUGCCGUGAGGUAAUUUUCAUCUGUUUUGUUGAAAAAUUAAUACACAAGCACGAUGUAAAAAUCAAAUUGGAUCCAAGUUUGUGGUUAAUGUGGUCCAGCAUAGAUAAAAGUUCACUAUCGGGUAUCUGUUACCAAGGUGGUAGAUAAAUGUUCAUUGUGUCUUUCAUUAUAACCCCCAGAGUGGAGCCUCUAUGAAAAUGCUGCUGUAAAAUGUUGAUCAUAACUAAUAAAAUGGCUUCUCAUUGUCA
Molecule: messenger RNA, 1311 nt
Organism: Cottoperca gobio
Lineage: Eukaryota; Metazoa; Chordata; Actinopteri; Perciformes; Bovichtidae
Product: polyubiquitin-B
Exons: 2
Coding region: 164-853 (229 amino acids)
Molecular function (GO): protein binding
Source: RefSeq, a predicted model, not a curated record